AUGGCGGACAUUCUUGAGAGGCAAAGAACGAUCCAGAGGAUGAUCGAACGUGCCCUCGAGAACUUCAAAAAAAUUGGAAAGGGCAAUCUGACCACGGCAAAGAUUUGUUCCCGCAUCCUGCUUCUCAAGGACAACUGGAGCCAAUUCGUGACUGGGCAUGCUGCUUUGAAGGAAGCGAUUCCCAAGGUCAAACGAGAGGAGUUCCCGUACUUCAGCGAGAACCAUUUCGAGAGAGCCCAGGAUGCCUACCUCACCGCUCUGGACUACAUGGCGGAUUGCUUAGAGGAGCUCGAGCCGACUGUGAGUCCGAACCAUUCAAGUAUCUUCUACGUCGACCGACGUCAGGAUGCGCCCGCGACCGCGUCCGCGUUCUCGUUGCAGCAUCUCCCUUCCAUUCAAUUACCGCCGUUCGAUGGUAAACCCGACGAAUGGGCACAGUUCCGCGAUCAGUUUACUACGCUAAUUCGCGACAAUAAAGACUUGAAUGAUUUCGCUCGCAUGCAUUUCCUCUCCUCGUGUUUAAAAGGCCGCGCCGCAGAAUGUAUUACGCAUCUUCCUAUUACCGCGGAGAAUUUUGAACUCGCGUGGGCCGCGUUAACCUCGCGCUACGAGAACAAGCGGCGCACACUUAAUAUUCAUCUCUCCGCUCUGCUCGGUCUUCCUAGCGUACCGCGUGAAUCGGCUUCCGAGUUACAAUCUUUACAUGAUAAGGUUGCGGCCGCUCUAAAAUCCUUCUCGAAUUUGGAUCGCAAUACCGACAAUCUCUGGAACGAUAUGCUCGUAUAUUUUGUCACGCAGAAACUCGAUCCGAUCACGCGGAAGGCUUGGAAUUUACAGGAAAGCGGUCGCGACAAUCCGCCUACGUACGACGAUCUUAAACGCUUUCUCGAACAUCGCAUUCGCAGAUUGAAAAACAACGCAAUCUGCGCCCCCGUGAAGCCCGGUGCAAAAACCGCUCCAUCCGAUCGCGUUCACGCUGCUACCGCGUCAGCGAACGUGCCGCCAAAGUGCCCGCUAUGCGACACGCCCCAUUAUCUAAAUUCCUGCGUUAAGUUCAGGGAAAAGAAUCCGAAUCAACGUCGAGAAAUGGUGAAGCAGCAAAAACGUUGUUUCAAUUGCUUGAGCGAAAAGCAUACAGUUAUGUCGUGCAAAAAUUCUUUUUCCGACCCGGAUCCGACAAGUUUCGAUCCCAUCAGUAUUAUCAUUGGGGCCGAUCUAUACAGUACUUUACUUCUUGGCGGCGUCCGCAAGGGAGACGUCGGCCAGCCGAUCGCCCAAAAUUCCGUUCUUGGAUGGAUUAUUUCCGGACCGAUUGAUUUUCCCGCGGCGAGAUCCCCGUCGCACUCAUCCAUACAGAGCUCUCACGCCAGUAUCUCCACACACCAAAUUUCGUGUUCUCCUGCUCUCGAGGAUGAGCUUCGUCGUUUUUGGGAAGUCGAGGAACUUCCACGUCAAUCUAUUCUCUCGCCGCAAGAGAGACAAUGCGAAACGCAUUUCCGAGAGACUCAUUCUCGCAAUUCCGAUGGGCAAUAUAUCGUUCGCCUUCCGUUUAAAUCCCCUCCCCCUCUCGAUAUCGGAGCGUCGCGUCUCCAAGCCGAGCGUAUGUUAAACACGUUAACGCGGCGGUUUAAAAACAAUUCGGCAUUGGCAAGCAAAUAUCGAAAAUUUCUCGCGGAAUAUGAACGUCUUGAUCACAUGCGACCUUCGCCUCAACCGCAGAGCGAAACCAUGCAGUGUGUUUACAUUCCGCAUCACGGGGUAAUCCGAGAAAAUAACGCUACCACCCCUCUCCGCAUUGUGUUCAAUGCAUCAAGCGCCACUUCCAACGGGUCUUCGUUAAAUGACCAUUUACUCGCCGGUCCGAAAUUACAAACCGACAUUACGUCAAUUUUAUUGCAAUGGCGACGACACCGAUUCAUAUAUUCAUCCGAUAUCGCGAAGAUGUAUCGCCAAAUUCGCGUCGAUCAACGCGAUCUCAAUUACCAACGCAUUUUAUGGAAUGCAACACCGCAUGAACCGCCUACUGACUACCAGCUGUUAACAGUCACGUACGGUAUGUCCUGCGCGCCCUUCCUCGCUCUUCGCGUUUUGAAACAACUCGUCGACGACGAAGGUCACCGAUUUCCGCUCGCGGUAUCCAUUCUACGCGAGAACAUUUACAUCGACGAUAUUCUAUUCGGCGCAGACAACGCGGAGUUCAUUCGACAAGCGCGAGACCAAGUAAUCGCUAUCCUGAAAUGCGGCGGAUUCGAUUUAAGAAAAUGGGCCAGUAAUUCGCCCGCUCUCCUCGCGGAUCUUGAUCCCGCCACUCUGAGUUCGGCAGACAAAAAACCUUUCUCCCCUGACGAACAAAUCAAGGUUCUCGGUAUCGGGUGGAAUCCUACCACCGAUAUUUUUGAAUUCAGCGUCGCACUUUCGAGCCCCGUUCCAUCUAGCAAACGUACCAUUCUGUCCGCUAUUGCGAAACUGUACGACCCUCUCGGAUGGGUCACUCCAGUCAUUAUAACCGCGAAAAUUCUUAUGCAGCAAUUAUGGCGACAGAAAUUAAACUGGGAUGAUACGCUUCCCCCCACUCUGUUGUCUCGGUGGGAAGAUAUUUAUUCUCGAUUCGGGCAUUUAAAAAAUUUGCAGAUCUCGCGAUGGUGCGGAUUGGACGUUGAGUCCGCUGAAAUACACGGCUUCGCCGACGCGUCGAACACUGCUUACGCUGCUGCCGUGUAUCUUAAAGUUGUUUCGUCGGGACAAACUACCAUUUCCUUGCUAGUAGGUAAAUCAAAGGUCGCGCCGUUAAAACCGCUAAGCGUGCCACGAUUAGAAUUAUCAGCUGCACUACUACUCUCCCGACUUGUCAAUUUCGUGCGCGAAUCACCCGGUUACAGCAAUCUUCCGUACUUUUGUUGGACGGACUCCACGAUCGUCCUCGCGUGGGUGACUCAGCAUCCGUCGCGAUGGAAGACAUUUGUUGCCAAUCGCGUCAAUGAAAUUCAAUCUCGUCUUCCAAACGGGAAGUGGCAACACGUCUCGACAGAAGACAAUCCCGCGGAUUGUGCUUCGCGCGGCCUACUCGGCAACGAAAUCGUCAGUCACGACUUGUGGUGGCACGGACCAUCUUGGCUGCGCCUUGAUGCUCCCGCAUGGCCUUGCUCCGACGCACGACUACCUCCGCAAGCUCCAUUAGAGGAAAAGGUCAUAGCCUUGCAAUGCUCUCCCCCGAACGACACUUGGGAUCUCCCGACGCGAUAUUCCUCAUGGCCUAAAUUAAUUCGCGUCACCGCCUAUAUUUUGAAGUUCAUACGCUUAUGCCGCCGCUCCUGUUCUAACGACAAUUCAUUGUCAUCCUCCUCACAACCACUUAUUAUUUCCGCAUCGGAAUGCAACAAUGCACGAAUAUUUUGGUUAAAAAAGAUUCAAUCGAGCAUAUUUCCGGCUGAAAUACAUUCUCUGGCCAACAAUCAUCCCUUCUCAUCAAAAUGUUCGAUUCUCGCUCUCCGACCGUUCAUUGAUAAGGACGGAGUUCUACGCGUGGGUGGGCGAUUGGCUAAGACCCCGCUCUCAUUUUCGGUUCGGCAUCCUAUUCUCCUGGCGGCCCAUCCACUAGUGUCGCUAAUCGUCACUCAAGCUCAUUUACGGGCAUUGCAUGCCGGACCUCAGCUUACGAUAAGUCUGUUACGUCGCGAUUUCUGGAUUCUCCGCGCUCGUAACAUCGUAAGAUCAAUAAUUCAUAACUGUGUCGUAUGUACGCGCGAACGCGCCGCGAUUCCGACCCAACUUAUGGGUAACCUUUCCGAGCCUCGUGUGUCUGCGUCUGCUCGCAGUUUUUUGCAUUGCGGGGUAGAUUAUGCUGGUCCCGUGCAGAUUCGCGCUUCUGCGGAUCGAGGCAUUACUUCACGAAAAGCCUAUAUCGCCCUUUUCGUUUGCUUAGCGACCAGAGCGAUACAUUUGGAAUUAGUCGGAGAUUACUCCACCUCGGCUUUUUCAAACGCUUUUUCCCGUUUUUGCGCACGUCGCGGCCUUCCCCAAGCCAUGUAUUCUGAUAACGGUACAACGUUUGUCGGAGCUGAUCGCGAGAUGACCAAAGCGUACAGAGCGGCUGUGCGCGAUCCUAAUUUUUUAAACUUAACCGCAUCCGAUAAUGUGACGUGGAACUUCAUUCCACCGUCUGCUCCACACUUCGGCGGCUUGUGGGAGGCCGGCGUCCGAAGCGUUAAAAAUCAUUUGCGUCGCGUAUUAGGCACUCAUCGGCUCACCUUCGAGGAAUUCACAACUUUGUUAUGCAGGAUCGAAGCCUGCUUAAAUUCCCGCCCGAUCGCGCCUCUUUCGAAUACGCUGGACGAUUACGAAUAUUUAACUCCGGGUCAUUUUCUGGUCGGAUCCGCUCUUAUUGUAAAUCCGGAACCAUCGCUUCUUCAGCUCAACGAGAACCGCCUUUCGCGAUGGCAACUCGUCAAGCCGCAACUUCAGGUCGGUCAACUCGUUCUCUUACGAAACUCCACAUUACCUCCAUGUAAGUGGGAGCUUGGCCGAGUGACACAGUGUCACGCUGGAUCCGACGGAUUAGUUCGUGUGGUUACUGUCAAAACAGCCACAUCAGAGUAUCAACGACCUAUCGUUAAACUAUGCGUUCUCCCGAUUAAUAGCGAGGCGUCGAGCAACUAA
Molecule: messenger RNA, 4656 nt
Organism: Monomorium pharaonis (pharaoh ant)
Lineage: Eukaryota; Metazoa; Arthropoda; Insecta; Hymenoptera; Formicidae
Exons: 3
Coding region: 1-4656 (1551 amino acids)
Biological process (GO): DNA integration
Molecular function (GO): nucleic acid binding
Source: RefSeq, a predicted model, not a curated record